Molecule: messenger RNA, 802 nt
Organism: Bombus pyrosoma
Lineage: Eukaryota; Metazoa; Arthropoda; Insecta; Hymenoptera; Apidae
Exons: 1
Coding region: 186-578 (130 amino acids)
Source: RefSeq, a predicted model, not a curated record
GUACUUAUUACUUAUUCAAUAAUUAGGUGAUAUAGUUGAGAAAGCUAUAAGAAAACGUGAAUGUCGUAUUAGUCGAUACUUCAUGUUAACCUAUUUCUCAAGAAAAGUAUCAUCGAUACUGUGUUAACGUCGAGAAAGAGGACAUUUGUAUUUCUACAAAUUAAGAAAACUACGAAGUCGUCAUCAUGAUGAGCACUAAGAAGAGAUCUCGAAAAUCUGACGCCGACAAGUCAAGUCAUACUGAGCAAUUAGUAACUUGGAUUAACAGAGUUCGCUGUAAAAAAUUAAUGUGUCGCCGAAAUCGCAGACGCGAUUUACGGAUUGAAGCAAUGCUGACGUGUACUCUUUUCAAAGCUGAAAAUCAGUUACGCAUCCGGCAAUCAUCUAGAGCUUUAAAAUGGCAGCAACUUAAAAAACAAUGGUUGAAGAAGGCAAAAUAUUCAAAUUAUGAACUUUGCAAUGAUGAAGAUACGGAAAAUCAGAGAAAUCUCUGGAAAGAGCCAUUGUGUCCUGAAUUAAGCAGUUUAGACAAUUUCAUGUCUAAAGUGGCAGAAGUAAAAGUACCAUUACAACGCUGAAGUAAUGGGAAAAAUGCAAGCGAUCAGGUUUGGAAGACCUAGGAGCUCACUGUGACUACACUUUGACAAGAGGAUUUCUCGCAACUCUUUAUUUACCAAAUGCGUAGAGAUUUCAACAACAACUAUAUGGAAUCUCGAGAGAUUAUGGAGCACCGUAUAUUACGUCGGUGCUGCAGGAAUAGAAAUCGCACUACUAUCCUGAUGUAUAUCUGGAUAUUUUUUAC